AUAAGUGUAUCUCUCUCUCUGUACUUUUCAGUUUUCACUGUAAUAAAAAGUCUUACCGGCAGCUCGUUUCCGACCUGAAUUCUCUCUUUCUUCUCUCCCUUUCCGAAUUAUUAUUGCAUCUAUCAUUCAUUGUCCAUUUCAAAGCAGCCCUCUUUUUGUUUCAUUCGAUUUUUAUCUGUUUCUGUUGAAUACAAAAUUAAAAUUCAGUGCAGGACUUGGGUUGAUUUCUACCGUUGAUUAAUGAGAAUAUUAUCGAGGAAUCAUUAAUAGCUGUUUCGGUUUACAUCCGCUGGGUCCCAAGUUUCAAUCCUUUUUAUGUUAAUUUCUUGUAAUAAUUGGUGAUUCUGGGUUUUUAGGCAGUAAUGCCUGUUGGGUUUUUGAGUUCUUGAUUAGUCUUUAGCUCUGAUUGAUCUUCUUGAUUCUGGGUUUUUUUUUUCGUAAGCAAGCAAAAGAAAGAAAGUUUUUGUUGUCCUGAAUCGGAAAGGUUCAGAAGCUUGUUCUUGUUUCUAUUCUGUCUGAAAGGAUGAAAUUCGUCAAUAAAAUGGGGUGAAUUUUUGUAAAUGAAGUGGAUACUUGGAUGGUAUAAUUCAAAGGGUGCCUGAAUAUUCAUUACUUGAGACAAUUUAAUGUUAUUUUUGCCAUUGUUCAAUUGUGGAAUAAGGGGAAAGUUUCUUGAUUGAGUGGACUCGGGGGUGAAUAUAUAUAGUUUGGAAGGAUUUUUCACUAAAUUUGUGACGGAUCCGAAUACGGAAAAUAGGGGGGUUGGCUGUUUGGCUGGACUGGAGUAUUUACUGGAAAUAAUCAGGUCCCUGAUAAUGGGAUGCUGCUUAUCCAGUGAGACCAGGAAUCCUCUUCCUAGUUCUCCGGUGGAGGUAAGGAAGAGGAAGGGCUCAAGAAAUAGGCUGGGGUCUCGAAAUCCAUCCUUUGAUUUUAGGAGGGAUGAACAACUACGUAAGACUCCAGGCCGCAUGUUCUUAAACGGUUCCAGCGAGGUUGCUUCACUCUUUACCCAGCAAGGCAAGAAAGGAACCAAUCAAGAUGCCAUGCUUGUUUGGGAGAAUUUUGGUUUGAGAACAGACACGGUCUUCUGUGGUGUUUUUGACGGCCAUGGUCCCUAUGGUCAUUUGGUUGCAAAGCGAGUCAGAGAUUCUCUUCCUUCAAAACUGAGUGCACAUUGGGAAGUUGAUAUAAAGAGUGAUGAGGUUCUUAGGGCGGGUAGUUUGAAUAGUACGGGAAGUAGGUGCUCUGAAGAUACCUCUUUCUUAACCCUUGAUGAGUUGUCUAUAGCUUCCGUUUAUCUUGAAGACGCUGCAAAGCAUCCAGAGGAUUUCCAGACACUGAAGGAGUCCUUCCUAAAGGCUUUUAAGGUUAUGGAUCGGGAACUGAGAAUGUAUUCAAAUGUCGAAUGCUUCUGUAGUGGGACAACAGCAGUGACUCUAGUGAAACAGGGUCAGGAUCUUGUAAUUGGAAAUGUUGGGGACUCUAGAGCUGUAUUGGGUACAAGAGAUGAAAACAAUUCGCUCAUUGCUGUCCAGUUGACUGUGGAUCUAAAACCAAACCUUCCAGCUGAAGCAGAGAGAAUCCUCAAAUGUAAGGGACGUGUAUUUGCCCUUCAGGAUGAACCUGAGGUUGCAAGAGUGUGGCUGCCAAACAGUGACUCUCCUGGCCUCGCUAUGGCACGUGCAUUUGGAGAUUUUUGUCUAAAGGAGUUUGGUCUUAUCUCUGUACCUGAAAUUUCCUAUAGACGCAUCACUGAUAAGGAUGAGUUUAUAGUAUUGGCAACAGACGGGAUUUGGGAUGUGCUCUCAAAUGAAGAAGUCGUAGACAUUGUUGGGUCUUGCUCCACUCGUUCGUAUGCAGCUCGAAUGCUAGUAGAGUCAGCAGUUCGGGCUUGGAGGUCCAAAUAUCCAACUUCUAAGGUUGACGACUGUGCUGUUGUUUGCCUCUUUCUUGAUUCAAAUCCAAACAAUUCUACUGCUCCUACCACCGAACGCAGAGAGAAUAUCUCUACAGAAGGGCAUGAGGAUACCGACCAGAAAGAUGAUUCCUUUAGUCCAACUGGAUUGGACCGCUCUGGCACAGUUAGAACAAACGAAGAGGCCCGUGGAGUGGACAAUGUAGAAACUUCAGAUGCAAAUGAUGAGGUAGCCUCAAAUAAUAAAGGAAAAAACAUGGAGGUUGGAAAAGGGUGGUCUACGCUCGAAGGAGUCUCCCGUGUAAACACUUUACUGAACUUGCCAAGGUUUGUCCCAAACAAAGACGAGAAAAAGGCUGCAGGAGAGACAGGCUAGAAAUCCUCAUUUGAUUUUUAUUUUUCACAUUCAUUUUUAAUUUUCCCCGUUUAUCAGGUGUUUUUCUUCAUUGUCUACAGGAAGGAACAGUUAAAACAUUUAGGAAAAAAUGAUAUUUAUUCCGGACCGGAGAGGUGGGCCCGGCUAUAUUAGAGUGUCUGGGAUCUUCCUUUUUUAUCUUGUGUGGGUAGAAUAGGAAUUUUGUGCAAUCCAACUCUCCAUCUUUUCGUUCUUUUCUACAUUUUUUAGUCCUUGAAAUUGUGUAAUUUCUAUCCCUUUUAUGUUGGAUAAUAUUUGUGUUAAUGCAAGCUUCUUUCAGUGCAACUUGUCA
This is a messenger RNA of Olea europaea var. sylvestris, 2622 nucleotides long. RefSeq names its product probable protein phosphatase 2C 33. NCBI's taxonomy places the organism in Eukaryota, Viridiplantae, Streptophyta, Magnoliopsida, Lamiales, Oleaceae. The coding region runs from base 816 to 2291 and encodes 491 amino acids. The transcript is spliced from 6 exons. The record is from RefSeq and is a predicted model, not a curated record. Gene Ontology annotation, molecular function: protein serine/threonine phosphatase activity. Gene Ontology annotation, biological process: protein dephosphorylation.